GCUGAUGGAGAAAAACAAUGCAACUUCUCUGGGAUAUUUUAUUUUGCUUGGAUUUUCAGACAAGCCACAAUUGGAGGUAAUCCUUUUUGUGGUUGUCUUGAUAUCCUAUCUUCUGACACUCCUGGGCAACACAGCCAUCAUCCUGCUCUCCUAUCUGGACCCCAAACUCCAUACACCUAUGUAUUUCUUUCUCACAAAUCUCUCCUUUCUUGACCUUUGCUUCACUACUAGCAUUGUCCCGCAGUUAUUGUGGAACCUGAAUGGACCAUCCAAGACCAUCACAACCAUUGGCUGUAUCAUACAACUCUAUGUGUCCCUCUCUUUGGGUUCCACUGAAUGUGUACUCCUAACUAUUAUGGCAUUUGACCGCUACGUGGCUGUCUGCAGACCUCUCAAUUACACUGCUAUCAUGCAUCCAUCAUUUUGCAAGUCCUUAGCAGGAAUAGCAUGGCUAAGUGGAGUAGGCAAUACUCUCAUUCAGAGCACCAUCACCCUUCAGCUUCCCCGAUGUGGGCACCACCACCUCCACCACUUCUUGUGUGAGAUGCCUGCCAUGAUCAAAUUGGCAUGUGUUGACAUCCAUGCAAAUGAAGUCCAGCUUUUUGUGGCCACGUUAGUUCUGCUCCUUUUUCCAAUGGCAUUGAUCUUGGUCUCCUAUGGACUCAUUGUUCGAGCAGUGAUAAAAAUUAAGUCAGUUCAAGCAUGGAGGAAGGCCUUAGGGACCU
This is a messenger RNA of Orycteropus afer afer, 725 nucleotides long. RefSeq names its product olfactory receptor 2G3-like. The record is from RefSeq and is a predicted model, not a curated record. Lineage: Eukaryota; Metazoa; Chordata; Mammalia; Tubulidentata; Orycteropodidae. Gene Ontology annotation, biological process: G protein-coupled receptor signaling pathway. Gene Ontology annotation, molecular function: olfactory receptor activity; G protein-coupled receptor activity. Gene Ontology annotation, cellular component: membrane.